GGAAAACAAGUUGAAACGAGUUGUUCGCAUUAGCAACUUCCUACUGCUCUUCAUACACACCCUUAAAUCAACGUUUAAGGCCAGUAGAGCUGAGGCCGUCCAUUCAUUUGUAACGCAGCCGGCAUCAGAUUUUUUUUGUUGUUAUUUUUAAAAUUACGAUUAAGGGAAAAGAUGCAGCGGAGGUUGUAGUCUUCCUUCUUCUGCCGAAUCGGAUUAUAAUAUCUAUCUAUCUGUACAAAUCUCGGGAUGAUCUGAUAAAGAAGCAGGAUACGAGCUGCAAGCAAUACAGGUGCCCUCGAGGAAGCUGCGCUGGAACACGCCUGUCUGUUCGGAGCUACUUUUUUUUUCCCCCAAGUCUGUGGACUUUUUUUUUUUCUGGUACCCUUUUUGGGUGAUUUCAGUUCGGAUUCUUCAGUAUGACUUUAGUGAACGAGAGAGCGAGUCGGGCUUUAAAGGAGAUUCUCCAGAAACCCGGGAACAACGAGUGCGCCGACUGCGGGGCUCCAGAUCCAGAAUGGGCUUCUUCAACUUUGGGAAUUUUCAUCUGUCAUACCUGUUCAGGCAUCCAUAGGAAUAUAUCAGAAGUCAGUAAAGUAAAAUCUCUGACCCUCGCCCGUUGGGAAGACGGAGAAGUUCAGUUUAUGUCUGAAAAUGGAAAUCUUAGAGCCUGUGCCAAAUAUGAAGCUGAAGUUCCGAUGUAUUAUUACAAGCCUUCACACAAAGAUUGUCAGAUUUUAAAAGAGCAGUGGAUCCGUGCAAAAUAUGAAAGGAACGAGUUCACCGAGCCUGAAAAGGAGCUGCCUUAUGAACAGAGUGUCCGAGAAGGCUUUCUCUGGAAGCGAGGCCGAGACAAUGGACAGUUUUUCAGCAGGCGGUUUGUCCUCUCGGAUCGAGAUGGCACACUAAAAUAUUUUGCCAAAAAUGAUGCAAAGGAGCCGAAGAUCACUAUUAAAGUGGAUACGCUUAAUGCCACCUUCCAGCCAGCAAAGAUUGGCAACCCCAAUGGUCUGCAGCUUACGUUUCUGAAGGAUUUCAGGACACGAAACAUCUUCAUAUACCACGAGAGCAGCAAGGAGAUCGUGGAUUGGUUCAAUGCCAUUCGGGCCGUACAGCUCCACUACCUUCAGGUGGCUUUUCCAGGAAGCAGCAAUGUGGAUUUGAUACCAAAACUGACAAGAAACUUCCUGAAAGAAGGCUACAUGGAAAAGACAGGCCCAAGGCAAACUGAAGGCUUCAAGAAAAGGUGGUUCACUUUGGAUCACAGACGUCUGAUGUACUUCAAGGACCCACUUGAUGCUUUUGCCAAGGGUGAAGUGUUUAUCGGCCAUAAGGACCUUGGUUACAGUGUGAAGGCAGGCCUACCUCAGGGGACUCAUGCCAACCGUGUCUGGCACUAUGGCAUCACAAUAGCCACCCCAGACAGAAGCUUCCUUUUCACAUGUGAGUCGGAAAGCGAACAGAAGGACUGGAUCACCAACUUCAACCGAGUCAUUCAACAGCCAAUGUCUCCGCAGGAAUAUGCCAUGGAAGCCCUCUUCAAACACAAACCCUGAGGACAAAGGAACCGAAAAAAAAAA
Messenger RNA from Polypterus senegalus (gray bichir), 1577 nucleotides. RefSeq lists its product as uncharacterized. Gene Ontology annotation, cellular component: plasma membrane; intracellular membrane-bounded organelle. Bases 417 to 1553 code for a protein of 378 amino acids. Gene Ontology annotation, molecular function: phosphatidylinositol bisphosphate binding; GTPase activator activity. The transcript has 11 exons. The record is from RefSeq and is a predicted model, not a curated record. Gene Ontology annotation, biological process: positive regulation of GTPase activity. Lineage: Eukaryota; Metazoa; Chordata; Cladistia; Polypteriformes; Polypteridae.